AUGAUUCAGUCCGAGAGAUGCUUCUGUCAUAAUGUCGGAAAUAUUUGUAUGGAAUCCGUGACCGAUAAGGAUCGUAAAGAUUCCAAGAAAGAAAUGAAGCGAAUAAGAAAGGAGAAAGAAAUUUUCAGUUUGUUUUCAUAUGUGAAACAACAGGAACAAAAUAGAAACGAUGAAGAAAAUCAAAAACAGCAAAUUAUUUUCGAGCAACAAGUUAAGGCUUUGAAGGAGCAUUUUGAAGCCAAUUCUACCAACGAAUCUACUGAAAAAGACAAAAAAGAAGUGGAUUGGAAUGAGAUGACAGCCAACGAAUUUCAACGAUACAUUCUUGAAAUGUUGAAGAAGUGCAUUCACAACAUGAGUGAAACGAAUCUAAGUGUGAAAUUCAUGUUAAAAGCAGAACCAUCAGAGCCCUUAACAGAGCACGAAAAGAACUUUAUUCGUGACAAGUUUAGAUAUUUAAUGGACACAACUUCUGUACAGUUUUUUGACAAGAUCACAAAAACCAAUGUCGUUCGACCUGAUUUUCUUGUGUUGGCCAACGACCGAAAAUUUAUUUUCGAUGCCAAGCAUUACAACUCCAAGAGUGUAAGAAAUAAGGACUCAACACUCAUUGGAAAGCAAUUGAUUUUUGGAUCAGGAGCAAGCAGUAAACGAAUGGUGAAGGGAGAGGUUAAUAUUUACGAAAUUGUAAAACUUUACAGAGAUAUUCAUGCAUUUAAGGCAUUGGGUGGAGGUCUUAUUUUAAGUCCAAACACAGCAUUAACUCCAAGUGCUCAAAAUUUGGCCGUCACUCUCGGUUUAGUUAUCAUCAAGAUGAAAAAGAGGGGUAAAAUCGAAGAAAAGUUUGCAAAAGAUCUUCAACAGUACCUGAUCGAACAUCAGAACAUUCAAUUCUCCAAAAACGACGAAUAG
Molecule: messenger RNA, 912 nt
Organism: Naegleria fowleri
Lineage: Eukaryota; Heterolobosea; Eutetramitea; Acrasida; Naegleriidae
Exons: 1
Coding region: 1-912 (303 amino acids)
Source: RefSeq, a predicted model, not a curated record